Cryptomeria japonica (Japanese cedar) is the source of this 1368-nucleotide messenger RNA. Its product is annotated as AAA-ATPase At4g25835-like. Gene Ontology annotation, molecular function: ATP binding; ATP hydrolysis activity. The record is from RefSeq and is a predicted model, not a curated record. NCBI's taxonomy places the organism in Eukaryota, Viridiplantae, Streptophyta, Pinopsida, Cupressales, Cupressaceae. The coding region runs from base 1 to 1368 and encodes 455 amino acids. The transcript has a single exon.
AUGAAAGUAAGAGAAAUUAUUUCCCACCUGUUUUCAAGAAUUCAAAGAACUGUAAUCGAAUUGACAGAAAAAAUAUGGUCAUUAACAGGAGCCUUCACGCUACUUCAGAGUAUUCUUCCCAAGGAGGUUACAUCAAUCUUGACCAAAUUCUUCUUAUACAGAGUUGGAUCAUAUUUCAAUCUCUACAGUGAGAUGAAGAUUGAGGAACUCAGUAAAUCAAAUGAAUAUUGUUUAAACUCUUUGUAUUUGAUGGCAGAAGAAUAUGUGGGAAACCUAGACAGCAUCACCGGGGCUCGAAGAUUAUGCUUGAGUGACAUUUCAUUUAGCAACUCAGAUAGUGUGAGGAUAAGCCCAGAGGAUGGUGAAGUAAUUUGGGACUGCUUUCAGGGAGUCACUGUAUGGUGGACCAUGUCCAAGACCAAAACCUUUUUUAGGGAGCGCAAUCCGGUCGAGUCUCAAAUUCUCACGGUUAGAGCCAAGAAUCCAAGCAGAGAUUUUUUUCAUGCUUAUUUUUCACACAUUGAAAGAAGUUCAACCAACUAUAAGAAAACAGAUAAUGAUCUUAUAAUCUCACAGAAUAACAAGCAAUGGUGGUCGUCGAUUCGUUUCACUCAUCCUUCCACAUUUGAAACCCUCGCCCUCGACCCAAAAAUUAAACAAAUCAUUCUCUCAGAUCUUAACCGCUUUAAAUCAAAUAAAGAAUUUUAUCAACGCAUUGGGCGUUCAUGGAAACGGGGGUAUGUCCUUUAUGGGCCUCCUGGAACGGGAAAAACGAGCCUUGUUGCAGCAAUUGCUAAGUAUAUGAAAUAUGAUAUUUUCGAGCUUAAGCUCUCCAAGGUGAAAGACAAUAGUGAGCUCCGUCAGCUUUUAGGGAAAACGUGGAACCACUCCGUUAUUGUUAUUGAGGAUAUCGAUUGGUGUCCUAAUUUAACUCAGAGGGGUGGUAAAAUGGAGAGGUACAGUGAGAAUAAUGUUUCGCUUUCUGGUUUGCUCAAUGCAUUAGAUGGACUUCAGUCUUGUGUCGCAGAGGAGCGUAUUUUUAUCUUGACUACAAAUAAUAAGGAUAUGCUGGAUUCUGCGCUUCUGAGACCUGGUAGGAUGGAUUUGCACAUACUUUUAUCGUUCUGCACUUUUCCUGCGUUUAAAACUCUUGCGAAAAAUUAUUUGAAGGUUGAGAAUCAUGAGUUGUUUUCUUCUGUGAAAGAGAGAAUUGAAUCUGGGGCUGAAAUGACUCCUGCGGAAAUCAUUCAACUUAUGGCUAAUAAAGAAAAAGAUCCUCAUGAAGCACUGGGUGCUGUUAUUUGUGCCCUUGAUGCAAGGUUAAACAAGAAGGAAAAAACUCUGUUGGGAAAAACAUCAACUUUGUGA